AUGGAAAUAUUGCACGGCCGCGAAGACCUCGACGAAGCCACGACAGACGGCAAGACGUUCGAUGACCUCGGCCUAGCGGAGUGGGUCGUUAGUACGUGCCGGGAGCUUGGAAUGCGGAUGCCACGACACGUGCAUCAACGUUGCAUACUGCCUGUGCUAGAGGGCCGACACGUGCUUGGCAUCAACGAGACUGGGAGCGGAAAAACAGCGGCCUUCGCUCUUCCGAUCCUGCAUCUUCUCGUUGAGCACCCCUUUGGCGUUUUUGCACUCGUAGUGACGCCCACGCGCGAACUAGCGCUUCAGCUGGCGGAGCAGUUCCGCGUUCUGGGCUCUACCGUGCACCUCCACAUCACGGUUGUGGUAGGCGGCAUGAAUAUGCUCAAGCAUGCGAAGGAUUUGAUUGCAAGGCCGCACCUCGUCAUUGCCACACUUGGGAGAAUCCACGUCUUGCUCCAUGAGAACACUGAUAUUUCUCCUGUUUUCUCCAGAACCAAGUUUAUUGUCUUGGAUGAAGCAGAUCGAAUUCUGGAUGCUUGUUUUCAGGAGGAAUUGAAAUUUAUCUUUCAAUGCUUACCUGAAAAUCAACAAAAUCUGUUCUUUUCUGCGACAACUACAAGUAAUCUGCAAAAGUUGCAAGAACUUUACCAAGAUAAGAUGUAUGUCUAUGAGGCAUAUGAAGGUUUUAAAACAGUUGAAUCACUUAAGCAACAAGUGAUAUUCAUUCCUAAAAAGGUGAAGGAUGUAUAUUUGAUGCAUAUCUUGUCAAAAAUGGAGGAUAUGGGAAUUCGGUCUGCCAUCGUGUUUAUCUCAACAUGCAGGUAUAUUUCUACAUUGUAUGUUUAGAUUCUUUGUUACCAAUUUUGUUUUCUAUAUUAUGGUUUGUUAUUCAUUUUUAUGCUACGUCCAUAUCUAUAUAUUUUUGUGGUGCUAUAGGAAAAUG
Vigna umbellata (rice bean) is the source of this 940-nucleotide messenger RNA. The record is from RefSeq and is a predicted model, not a curated record. Lineage: Eukaryota; Viridiplantae; Streptophyta; Magnoliopsida; Fabales; Fabaceae.